Molecule: messenger RNA, 912 nt
Organism: Opisthocomus hoazin
Lineage: Eukaryota; Metazoa; Chordata; Aves; Opisthocomiformes; Opisthocomidae
Source: RefSeq, a predicted model, not a curated record
AUGAGGUCGAGUCCUGGGCAGGCGCGGGCAGACGGCUGCGCGAUUCGUGCGUUAGUGCGAGAGCGUGGAGAGCAGGAUAAAAAGCUUCAGGCUCUGGAUGAGGACUUUGCUAAGAUGGAAGCAAAGCUGAGUGCUGCGGUUCAGGAGAAAACGUCGCUUCUGGCAAACGUUGCGGGCCUCAAGAAGCAGCUCCUGGAACUGACGAGGACCAACAGCCUGCUGAAGUCAAAGCUGUCUGCAGAUGGCACGCAGAAGAAAAUGAGCAGCCUAUGCAUGGAGCUAAUGAAGCUCAGAAACAAGAGAUGUGCUAAGGAAAAGACUGCGCUUGCAAAGCAGGAAGACAUGGAAGCGAAGCUGCAGGAAGUGCAAAGGAAUCUAGAGCAUUCGAAAGGAAAAGCAGCACAGCUGGAAGAAAAACUCACUGUUGCAGACACAGUCGAGAAGUACAAACUGGAUGCUGCCCGGAUGGAAGAGGCGCUGCUAAAGAAAGACCAAGACAUCGAGGUCCUGAGGGAUACCCUCAGAAAAAGAGAGGAAGAAUCUUUUGAAGUGAUCAAAGGACUUAAUGAAAGGUGUCAGCUGCUUGAAGAAGAGAAAGAGAAGGAGUUAUCUGAGAGCAGAGGAAAAUUCCUGAGUAUGAAUGCUCACAUAGAAGACCUGAAAAAAAGAAUCAGGUUAGAAGAACGAGAACGCAAAAAACUGCUGCAGAAACAUGAGGAGACAGUCUCUCAGCUGCAGCAAGAGAAGGAGGCGUCUGCAGCAGCGCACCAGAAGCUACGAGAGUUUCAGCCGGAGGUAACAAGUGAGAGACGUCUUGAGGAGCUGAAUGGCACAAGGAAGGAGCUGAAUAAAUUACAUGCGAAACGGAAAAGAGCUGAAAAGCCGGUGAAGCAGCUGGAACCAGAAAUCAAA